Messenger RNA from Macrobrachium nipponense, 2235 nucleotides. RefSeq lists its product as uncharacterized. The transcript has 3 exons. Lineage: Eukaryota; Metazoa; Arthropoda; Malacostraca; Decapoda; Palaemonidae. The record is from RefSeq and is a predicted model, not a curated record. Bases 385 to 1005 code for a protein of 206 amino acids.
UCCUUUCCCCGAUUGAUGACGUGCAAUUGCAGAUCGAGGGGCAGUGACUGUUGCAAAACGAAAAGGAUUUCGCAAGUGGGCUAAUGAUGAUAGGCAGCGGGAGUGUUGCCGCACGGGGUUCCCUAUAUUCCAUCGCACAGUCUGAGGAAGAGAGCUGCGUGGAGAAGUUGGUGGACUGAAUGUAAGACGCCGGUGUGCCUUGUGUUUCUCAAAAGUUUUGUUUGUUUAUCCAGUCACUGAUUUAUUGACUAUAUUGGUUGUUUGUGAGUGUGUACGCUCUACAAAAAGUGUAUCGAUUGACGACCUGGCCGACGAAUUAUCUUGUUUCCAAAAGGAGUUUAGUAGUGGAUUACUAUUCACUUAAGUAUCGCAGCGUUCGCCAUCAUGAAGAUCUUGACAUUAAUCAUUCUGAUAUGUGGAGCCGUGGCUUCCGCCAGCAGGCUGAAGCAGUCUCCGAGAGGGAGAGGCAGCGCCCAGGCCAUUCAGGACGCUAAUAGGCGUAACGACCAUUCGGGUUCAUCUUCACUCUCUCGCGAGGAGGAGCCCAGCGGGCCCAUACCCGACGGACAGCCAGAGCGAGAAGAGCCUCCCACCAGCAUCGCCGCCGCAGAGUCCAAGAAGAAGGUCACCACCGACCGAGAGAUCGUGGCGAAGAUCUUCAAGCUCUUCAAGUACCCUUUCGGCAACACCGUCAUUGUCAUCAUCACAAUGGUCGCCGUGACCUUGGCCCUGGUCGGCCUUCUCAAGAAGGAACAGGAUCUGGACGCAUUCAACGAGGCAGAAGACUUGGAGACGGAAACCUACUACAACCAGUACCAAGACUACUACAACAGCUAUAAUCAUUACAACUACAAUCCCAGCAAAUACGCUCCCAACAACUACAGUCCCAACAACUACAAUCCCAACUACGGAUACAGGAGUUCAAAGUCCCCUUUCAACUUUUCUUACAGAGGAAUGGUUGACCUCGCUCAGAAAGUUUACGCGGCGCUUCAGAAGGAAUAUUAAGGCCCAGCUUCCUCGGCUUCGGAUUCCCCAUCCGAAUGCUAAUGGCAGUCGUGUCACUGGACUUCUUGCCUGAGCGAGAGAGGAUCUACGAUGACUGAUGCUGGGAGGAACAUAGACAAGAACAAAUACACAGCAAUAAUGGUCCCAAAUUUUCACCCUAAAAUGUCUCAGUAAUUUGUAUUUGGGAAACAUGUUGACUCUAUUUUGUAACUUUGCAAUCAGACGUCAUUCCGUAUAUUUGAUUUAUGAGAUUUAGUAUCAUCUGCAUUUGAAUGUCGGGAUGAGUCUAUUUUCUAAUUCUUAUUCGUGGAAGAUCAUAAGGCACGCCUGAUUUAUAAGACGAAUAUCUGCUCAGUCUACGUUUGAAACAUAUUAUUGGUCAUCAAGUAUAUUCCUUUUAUGAGGCGUGCAUUUUAAUUUCUACUGAGGAUGACCUCCUGUCAAAGAACUCUACGUCAGACGAAUUUCCUCCGAACUGUCACUUCCUACUUCUACAUAAUUCUUGCUUUCCAUUAUUUGCUCGUAGAAGAGCACAAGUCUUGUGCCUACUUUUGCAAGCAGUGUUCACCUUUUACCUAAUUAACUUGACUGGCCAGUAUGCCGGACUAGGAAAGAGCCCAGUUGAAUUCGUUCUUCCUGAUCUGGUUUUAGCUAUAGUAUUGUUCUAGAUUUAUUAAGGAACGCAAGGUUGAUUCUCCCAGGAGAGAUUAGUUUCUCAAAUGGCACAACAAAAAUAAUAACCUUCUUGAGUUAUGCUUAUAAACGUUCACUGACUUUAUUGAUAAGUACAUUUCUUCUAUUCUUCGCGUAGGAAAUAUAAUUCAUGUAAUUCUUAAUAUCGAAGUUGAUCUAAUCUCCUUCAUAGUGGAUAGGUGUUCCCUCACAUAAUAAAAAAGACAGGAUAUCAAAGCCCCACCUAAAUGCUCUUGAUUUAUACUAUUUAUUUCACUUUUAUAUACUAUUUAUUUGCUUUAGCUUUGCAGGGCGUUUUUAGACACUGCUUUACUUUUAUAAAAGAACAGCAGUAUAUAAUUGUAAGUUUAACCACACUACAGCACACUCUGACUGAUCAUUUGUCUGAUGGUCUCUUGUACUGUUGUUAUCUCUGAAGGUUUUCUAUUACCGAAAGCUUGCUAUCAAUAUUACAAUACUCAGGAAAUAACAAUUCACUAAAUUUUUAAAAAAAUCAGUUUUGAUGUAUUGCUCUGAAAAUAAAUGACAUUUCGACCA